AUGGCUCAGGAGCCACAUGCGCCCUUACGGAUUCUUCACUACCUUAGCCCCUUCGCCAUUGCCGUCUCCGCAACCCUCUUCUCCGCCCUGGCGGUAUGUUUCGUCCCUCCGUCAAACCGUCUCAUUCGCAAAAAGUCGAAACAAGCAGUGUCGAAAUGGCUCGCAUUGGUCUUGUGCUGCCUCUACAUUGCUGAAGGGCUCCUUUGCGUUCAACGAGCAUUCACAAAUCCUCGGUGGUCCGCCACCCGAGACUCUAUGGAACACAUCGCACUCUCCACGGUCGUGUGGAUAGUUGCUUUCAUCAUCCUCCGCGAAUCGGCAACAUUAUACUGGCCUUCCUGCUUAGGAUCGUGGGCUCUGGGUACAACCAUGGAGGUCGCUAUUUUUGCUCUGUUGUCCCGUUCUUGGUCAGGGCGAGACGACUUGGACAUUACUCGAAUGGCCCUUCAUGCAACCCGAAUAUUUUGUUUGGUUCUCCUCUGCCUAUCUGCGGUAUUUUCCUGGACCAAGAGACCGAGCAAUCUCGAUACGGAGAGCGAUCCCUUGUUGGGACCAGCUCCAACGUCGCCCUAUGAGUGUGUACAAUAUGGAAGCAUUCCAUCGGACACCAAAUUAAAUGAUGGGGUUAAUGACCAAGACGAUGAAGGCGAAAGCGCGAAAAAUAAACUAGCUGAGCAGCAGCUCCAGCGCCUUGAAGUACUUGGCGGCUGGUGGGCUUACUUGAAGCAAUUCCGUGUAUUUCUUCCACACACUAUCUCUCACAGUGAUUCCAGGAUGCAGUGUUAUGCUAUCGGUGUUCUGUUCUGUCUGCUCAUAGAACGAGUCGCAAACGUCCUCAGUCCACAUUACUUAGGUGUUAUUGUCGACAAAAUCAGUUCUUCUAAGGAAACCGGACAACUGCCUCUGAAAGAUAUCUUUUUCUUGAUCUUUGUCAUUAAAGUCCCUCACGAAACGAUUUUUGUUCCAAUUCGGGAUAUUCUCUCAACCCGGUUGUACUUUUGGUCAUACGGAAAAGUAUUGGUUUCAUCAUACUCCCACAUGUUGGGGCUAUUUUUGGAAUUUCAGGAGAACAAAGACACAAGAAAAGUCUUGAAAGGGGUCGAACAGGCGCAAACUUUGAAUCGUCUUGUAUACCAGCUCGCUAUGGACGUAAUUCCAGCCAUCGUCGAUGUGAUCGUGGCCAUUGGAUACCUUAGCUAUAUUUUCGACUUCCAACUGGGCACGAUAAUACUCGUCACCGGGAUAUGUUAUGUCAUUGUGACACACAAGUUCACGAUUACGGGUGCGCAGAGACAACGCCCAUAUAUUCGCACAGGACAAACCAGUAGAAAACUAAUGCACGAGUAUAUGUCGUUUUGGCAAUCGACUAUAUACUUCAACCAACAAGCGUAUGAGAAGAGUCGUUUACAGGCAACGGCUAAUUUGGAGACAUACUCGAUGGCCAAGUUGAACGAGCUUUCUCAGUUCAAGUACGUGGCUCAAUGCGCUGUAGUGGCUCUGGGAUAUGUCUCUAUCCUCUUACUUGGAGCGUAUCAGGUCACAAGCAAAGGGCAUCCAGUCGGCAAUAUGGCAACGCUUCUCUUCUACUGGAGUAUUCUUACGCGACCAAUUGCUUCUCUGGCGCAACGCUACAAGGAUAUGGUUGACUGGAUCACCGAUGGGGAAAGGCUCCUGCAACUCUGGUACAAGAGGCCUUGUAUAAACGACACUCCGGAUGCGCAGGCCCUCGAAGUUAAUGGGGGCAAAAUCGAAUACAAGGACGUGAAGUUUUCCUACGACAACAAUAACCAAAUCGUCAAUGGCAUCAGCUUCACCGCAGAGGCGGGAUCGACGGUUGUCAUUGUUGGAGAAACUAGAAGUGGAAAAUCGACAGCCUGUAACAAGCUUCUGCUUCGCCUUUAUGAUGUCUCCCAUGGUAGCAUACUCAUUGACGGUCAGGAUAUCCGAGACAUCACACAGUACAGUCUAAGAGAGGCCAUCGGUAUUGUCCCACAAGACCCGUCCUUCCCGAAUCAAACUAUUAUGGACAUCGUUCGGUACGCCCGCCUGGAAGCAUCCGACGCAGAGGUAUACGAGGCCUGCAAGGCCGCAGCAAUCCACGACAUGAUCAUGGGCUUUCCCAACCAAUACCAAUCAAAAGUCGGCGAACGCGGAGUAAAAGUCUCUAGUGACGGAAAGCAACGCUUAGCCAUUGCCCAACUCUUUUUAAAGAACCCUAAGAUUAUUGUGCUCGACGAGGUUACUUCUUCAAUGGACCCACCUACCGAAACCGAGACCCAGGAUUCCUUCGCUCAGCUCACCUCUGGACGAACUACCCUUUUAAUUGGACUUUGCCCCUCGACCGUUGUGGAUGCGGACUUAAUCCUUGUGCUGCACAAAGGAGAGAUCGUCGAGCGAGGCACUCAUAACGAACUUCUUCAAAACCGAGGGCAGUACUACCGGCUUUGGGCAAAGGAAAGUAAGAAACAAUUUCUCGAA
Molecule: messenger RNA, 2478 nt
Organism: Lindgomyces ingoldianus
Lineage: Eukaryota; Fungi; Ascomycota; Dothideomycetes; Pleosporales; Lindgomycetaceae
Exons: 1
Biological process (GO): transmembrane transport
Cellular component (GO): membrane
Molecular function (GO): ATP hydrolysis activity; ABC-type transporter activity; ATP binding
Source: RefSeq, a predicted model, not a curated record